Messenger RNA from Triticum dicoccoides, 1632 nucleotides. RefSeq names its product F-box/kelch-repeat protein At1g67480-like. The transcript has 2 exons. The record is from RefSeq and is a predicted model, not a curated record. NCBI's taxonomy places the organism in Eukaryota, Viridiplantae, Streptophyta, Magnoliopsida, Poales, Poaceae. Gene Ontology annotation, molecular function: protein binding. The coding region runs from base 140 to 1297 and encodes 385 amino acids.
GACGGAUUCCAUGAAUCGUUCCAUUCGAGCCAUUGCUAUUUAUAGUAUCUACUAAGGUUCAUAAAUAAGCCAAAGGUUUUCAGUACUAUUGGCUAAGAAGGGGAGGCAAACAUUGAGCUGCCUGCUGCCACAUUUUGCAAUGGUUACAAUCGUUGGUACACGGGAACAGUUUGUUCAACCACAGACAUUCCUGCGUGCUACAAUGCAGCUCAAGUCCCCAACAAGGCCAAAACUUUCCUUCUGCUUUACGCCACAAGGGGAUUGCGAUCAAUACUGUGCUUUAAUCCCUGGCUUGCCAGAAGACCUGGCAAAGAUAUGUCUUGCCCUUGUUCCUCGAACUCAUUUCCCUGUCAUGGGUGGAGUUUCCAAGAGGUGGAUGUCAUUCCUAGAGAGCAAAGAAUUAAUUGCUGUAAGGAAAGAGGUUCAGAAGCUUGACGAGUGUGUGUAUGUCUUGACCGCUGAUGCUCAAGCAAAGGGUUCUCAUUGGGAGGUUUUGGGAUGUCAGGGGCAAAAGAACACCCCUCUUCCGCUUAUGCCUGGACCAACCAAAGCUGGGUUUGGUGUGGUUGUCCUUGACGGGAAGCUCAUCGUCAUUGCUGGCUAUGCUGCUGACCAUGGCAAGGAAUGUGUUUCUGAUGAGGUUUACCAGUAUGAUUGUUUCCUCAACAGGUGGACCGCCCUUUCUAAGAUGAAUGUCGCUCGUUGCGACUUCGCGUGUGCAGAGGUCAACGGUGUGAUAUAUGUUGCUGGUGGAUUUGGUCCCAGUGGUGAUAGUUUAUCAAGUGUCGAAGUUUAUGACCCAGAACAAAAUAAAUGGACGUUGAUCGGGGGCCUUCGCAGGCCGAGAUGGGGUUGCUUUGGGUGUAGCUUUGAAGGCAAGAUGUACGUCAUGGGUGGCCGUUCGAGCUUCACAAUUGGUAACUCCCGUUACAUUGACGUGUAUGAUACAAAUAGCCAUGCCUGGGGUGAGUUUAGGAAUGGCUGUGUAAUGGUCACGGCUCAUGCUGUUCUUGGUGAGAAGCUCUUCUGCAUCGAGUGGAAGAACCAGAGGUCUCUGGCGAUUUUCGACCCAGCAGACAAUUCCUGGAAGAAGGUUCCAGUGCCGCUUACUGGUAGUUCCAGCACGCGGUUCUCUCUCGGGACACAUGAUGGGAAGCUGCUGCUCCUCUCACUGGAGGAAGAACCUGGGUAUCAGACGCUGAUGUAUGAUCCUGCCGCGCCAACAGGCUCUGAAUGGUGCACGUCAAAGCUCAGGCCGUCGGGACGAUGCUUAUGCAGCGUGACCAUCAAAGCCUGAUGCUCUAGCUCGGGGGUUGCUGAAGGAUGAUACCUAAGUUUAUUCCUGCCUCAUCUUCCACAUUUAAGACCAGGCUUUGUUUGGUUUAUCGUUUGCUCCUACUUGCUGGGGUUUAUAUCCGCUUGUUGCUCCACCCAAUAAUAGAAUGUUCAUGCUUCAGUUCAUUCGGUUGCUUGCUGACAGCGGGCCUUGCCACAAUGUACUCUGUUCUCAGUUGUAUUGAAAUACUAUCUGAUUAUAAUUUUUUAGACUUUGAAAUAGUAGGAGGGGCUCCUACUAUGCUAUAUUAAAUUUUAAUAGAAUGAGUGUGGGAUAUGUAUCCUCACAUUGGUUCA